CUUGAACAUGUUGUGGGCUGCCAUGUUGAAGAAGCUGUAACAUUUUGGGUGCAGAAUGUCAGUAGAUGUAAUGACCUCUUGAAAAUAUGUUGUGUGCUGACUGAAGCUUGUCCUUGGAUUAAUGCAGUUUUUGGCAAACCUGAUUUUAGUAAGAGAAGUCGUUCUUUACUCCAUCUCAAGAAGAGUGAAAGAUCUUUUAAAAAUCUACUGAACACAGUUAAAAUUCCACCAAACUUGCAAUGUUGCAGUGUUGGUGAGAAGUACAGACUCUGGGCACUGCAGAGACCAGCUGAUCAGAACUUAAACAUGUGUGACCAGGGGAAGAAGUUUUUGAGCAGCCCAGUUUUUGAAAAAGAAAUAAAAAUAUAUCACAAAGCCAAGCAUAAAGAUGGUACCAUUUUUGCCCAGGCAGAAUACAAAAAAAUAGGUACUGGAGAAGAGGUGGUCAAGGCAGGGCUUGCUAAAAACACAUCUCCAGGAAACACUAAAGAUGAGGGGGAAAAAAUAGCUGAAAAUAUUCUAGCUUCCACCUCAGUGCCAGACAACAGCUUGGGACAAAUAAAAUCAGAUCAGAAGCUGUCUGAAGAGAAACAAACUCUCAGAAGGAGGAAUAUAAAUCUCUUGCAGAGGCAGAAGGAACUAGAACUGAAGGUUCAAGAGCUGAAAUGUGAACUUCAGGGUGAGAAGGAAUCAUCUAAGAAAACGGAAAGCUUUGAACAACGUACUUACAUUGGAAUGAAAAAAAGAAGUUUGGCUGCUGGGGUGAAGGCACUGAAAAAAGUUAGGUAUGCAUAUAAAAAGAACAGUCAUUUUGGGGAGCAGCUCUCACAAGCCAUAAAAAUGGUUGCAGAUGUUUCUCUCACUGUUCUGUGUUCCUUGGAAAAGUUGUAGAAGGUUUGGAUAGAAUAUGACUUGGCUUAAAAGAGGAUUCGAUUAUGCAGAAAUGUGGAUGAAAGAGAUGAAUUGAUUAUUGAGCAAGACGAGGUGCAGCAGAACUUGUAUUCAGCAGUGAAAGAAUUAAUUUUGGAAGUGGAUCAACCCCCCUCUGAGCCUUCAAGAGUGUUUCAGAAGCUGACAGCUUCUCUGGAGAUGAUGUAUGGUCAAGAAUCUGAAGUGUAUGACUCAGAGGUAUUUCAACAGUUCUUUGAGUGGAAGAGGUUAAAUAAAUUUAAUUGCAUCAGAAAUAAUAUGGACACAACUCUGCAAAUUCUUGCUGACCGGUUCAGUGACAUCUUUAAGGUGAAAAUUCCGAUUAAAAUGAUGGGAUUGCCUCUCUGGGUGAAUGUUCAUGAAGCAGAGAAAGGAAUAAUUAUAAAUACUUACAAUAAAGUUAUGAAUAAAGUUCAUCAUGAGCAAAGUAUGAUCACUGUCAUACAAAACAGAUACUUGGCCAGUGCUGAGGUUCCAAAACAGCAGGCAGAGGAAUGACUGAAUAGAACACCUGAUAUUAAAAACUUAUUAUCAGUCAAGAAAAUUGUGAAAAGCUUAAAGGCCAAAAUAAGGUGGAAGCUGGUUGAAAAGAACAACUUUGAGGAAGGGAAAAACCCACCAGUGUUAUUACAGCUUUGCAUUCAAAACCAGGAGUUUGGCAUAUAAGAAGAUGGAACACCUGAGGUAGAUGUGGUUGCCAUGGAUGAUAAAGUUAAAUCUCUUCUCUUGAAUUUGUUCUGCUGUAACAGACAUCCUGAGCAGGUGCUGAGGAACGAUUGCUUCCUUGCAGUUGAUGCAAUUCCAGUUUCACUGCAACCAGGUGAAGAGUAUGAGCCACGUGAAAAACAUGAUUAUGAGAAAACAGAUGAGGAAAAAAAAAAGUGA
Molecule: messenger RNA, 1815 nt
Organism: Myiozetetes cayanensis
Lineage: Eukaryota; Metazoa; Chordata; Aves; Passeriformes; Tyrannidae
Gene: STK31
Product: serine/threonine kinase 31
Source: RefSeq, a predicted model, not a curated record